UUGGUCGGUCGCAACAGCAGCCAAUCGCGAGGGAGGGGGCGGGAGAAGAGCGGGCUGAGUUGGGGUCUGCACCGGGAGGUUCAGCCGCUCCUCCUCCGACUCACUUCGGGUCGCCUUCGCCGCAGGAUCCCGGCGCGGAGAAUCCGGAUCUUCGCCGCUCCACAAAAUGGCCGCCUAGCAACCACCGGAGGGGAGAGCGGCCAUUUUGAUCCUCCGACCGGCAGCCCGGCGAGCGCAGCGAUUGGCCGAGUGCGGUCGCCCGCCCACCUUCCGGCUCUGCUGAGCGGUCGGCAGGUGGAGAGCUUUCGGGGUCAAAUCUGCACUGAUGCCAUCCUGCUGAUCUCCAGCCACCUGCCCAACAAACUCAUGGAGCUGGACAACUUACUCCGGGCCGACCUGUUCAACGUCUCGGACCUGUCGCUGGUCCACGCCGAGUUGGAUAUCCCGAUCCCGGAUCCACCCAAGAACGAGGAGGAGGACGAGGGGAAGGAGAAAAAGAAGGAGAAACCUCCAAAGUGCGGGUUACAGAAGCCCAACGAGAAGAUCGUGGCCCUGGUCCAGCGGGUGAAGCCAGAGCUCAGGUCACUGAAGGAGGCGUGCAUCCUGCUCACCACUUGGAUCACCUACCUGAUCCCCAAGAUCGAGGACGGCAACGACUUUGGUGUCGCAGUGCAGGAGAAGAUUCUGGAACGUAUUGGAGCCAUCAAGACCAAGGUGGAGGGAUUCCAGACCGCCAUCACCAAGUACUUCACCGAGCGAGGGGACGCAGUGGCCAAAGCUUCCAAGGACACCCACGUGAUGGAUUACCGCCAGCUGGUGCACGAGAAGGACGAAGCUGCCUACCUGGAUAUCAGGACGAUGAUCAUGGACGUCAGAGGAUACUACAUCGAGCUGCUGGAUUUGAUCACCAAGAACGCGGAGAAGGUCACCAGUCCCAAGGGAGAGGAGAAGUCCUACUCCAUGUACUGAGGGGAUCUCUGCGAGGGAGGGGCUGCCCGGUCGGUCACGGCCAGCGGAGGACAGGAUCCUGCCUCGGUCUGUGGUCCCGCGCACUGUCACCACCCCCCCCCAACACCUGUGGCCUUGUCUGUUAUGUUGUGUCAGGUAUUAAUAAAGUAAGUUUAUUAUUUGAGUACAGAA
Molecule: messenger RNA, 1140 nt
Organism: Pristis pectinata (smalltooth sawfish)
Lineage: Eukaryota; Metazoa; Chordata; Chondrichthyes; Rhinopristiformes; Pristidae
Gene: psme2
Product: proteasome activator subunit 2
Exons: 11
Biological process (GO): regulation of G1/S transition of mitotic cell cycle; positive regulation of endopeptidase activity; regulation of proteasomal protein catabolic process
Cellular component (GO): proteasome activator complex; nucleoplasm; cytoplasm
Molecular function (GO): endopeptidase activator activity
Source: RefSeq, a predicted model, not a curated record